UGGUUGGCAUGGCGAUCAGAUGAGGGUCCAGCAACGGGCUGGGGUGUGUCAGAGACCGGAAUUGCUCCCAUAGACAAGUCGGACACAGUUGCCGCCGUAGCUAGUGUUGUUGGCUGCUGCUGUGGCUGA
Molecule: messenger RNA, 129 nt
Organism: Hydatigera taeniaeformis
Lineage: Eukaryota; Metazoa; Platyhelminthes; Cestoda; Cyclophyllidea; Taeniidae
Source: the annotation of a GenBank genome assembly